AUAAUAUAUAUUCUACAAGAUAUAUAGAAUAAAUUAUUCAAUUUUUCGCGCUAUUCUAGGACGUUUUGAAAAAUAAUAUUCUCUGGUACCGGAAUUAUAAAUCGACAUGAGCCAUGAUAAUGGUCUUCCGUCGCGUGAUUCGCCAUCCUGAUUUAACCUGGUUGCCGCUUUUAAAAACUUAUCGUCCUGAUGAGGUGACAAAGUGUCGAGAGAGUAAAUUGUGAAAACUCUCGGAUUUUCGUACAAAGCAACCGGUUCUAAGUGUAAACAUGUGUUCUUUCUGUUUUUAAUGAGUAUAUUUACCAAGUACGAAAAUGGCUCAAGAUACUGACGAUAUCAAUUUGACUCCUCAAGAAUUACAAAUACUAUCUGAGUUAGACAGUCGGCAGUUUGGAUUUUUAAAAUUAAAUUCACCAGAGCAAACAAAGAAAAAAGCUUUAGUUGUUCGUGCAAUUAAGUAUUUAGAAAGAAUGUUAGUUCAAGCACAAGCUGAAAAUCAACGUAGAAAAGCAGAUAGUACAAAAAUGAAUCCCGAUGAAUUAAAGGAUGAUGAUGAAGAUAAAGGAAUUAGUAUUGAUCCUAAAACAUACUGUAAAUUAGGACAUUUUCAUUUACUUUUAGAAGAUUAUAGCAAAGCCAUGUCAGCAUAUCAAAAAUUUUAUUCUUUAAAAGGAGAUUAUUGGAAGGAUGCUUCAUUUUUAUAUGGUCAAGGACUUGUUUAUUAUCACUUCAAUGCUUUUCAAUGGGCCGUGAAAGCAUUCCAGCAGGUGCUAUGGGUGGAACCAGGAUUUCCACGAGCCUGCGAGGUUCACCUACGGCUCGGCUUGAUGCUGAAGGUCCACGCUGACUUUGAUGCCGCCUUGAAGCACCUGACACUCGCUUUGAUCGAUGCCACGACACCUGCCUCUUUUUCCAAGCUUGAAAUAAAAUUUCACAUAGCUCAUUUAUACGAAGUCCAAGGGAAAUAUCGUCUUGCUAAAGAACAUUACGAGGCAUUGCUCAAGGAAAAAACUCUGCCUUCGCACCUGAAGGCCGACAUUUGUCGUCAAUUAGGAUGGAUGUAUCACGUGGUUGAUUGCACAGUGCUUGGUAUAACAAGACAGCAGAAGCAAGCAAUUGCCAUCCACUGUCUGCAAAAAUCUAUCGAAGCGGAACCGAAAAGCGGGCAAAGCCUUUACCUGUUGGGACGUUGUCUCGCCGCUUCUGGAAAAGUUCACGAUGCAUUUAUCGCUUACAGAUUAAGUUUCACGCAUGAUUCUGUACGAGACACGUUGAAAAAUAGACUUUUCUACUUGAUUUCUAAUUGGAAGCUUGAAAG
This is a messenger RNA of Apis laboriosa (Himalayan honeybee), 1318 nucleotides long. RefSeq names its product histone demethylase UTY-like. Gene Ontology annotation, biological process: regulation of gene expression. NCBI's taxonomy places the organism in Eukaryota, Metazoa, Arthropoda, Insecta, Hymenoptera, Apidae. The record is from RefSeq and is a predicted model, not a curated record. Gene Ontology annotation, cellular component: MLL3/4 complex. The transcript has 7 exons. Gene Ontology annotation, molecular function: protein binding; chromatin DNA binding; histone H3K27me2/H3K27me3 demethylase activity. The annotation marks the transcript as partial.